GCCCCACGCUGCGCUGCUUUCCAUACGGGGCGGGGUGCCGAUCAGUCCGGCGCAGAGCGCACCGCCACCAGCUGCUCUCCCCGCGCCGUCUGCCCGUCUCACCGUACAGCAUGGGUCUGGAAAAGGAGAAAUCGGACACCAGCAUAAUUAUGGACGAAGAUGAGUUCAACAGAUCGAUAGAACCCAUUCUGUCGAAGAAGGGGAAGGUGUACGAAGCGGCGCCGGACCGAGAUCCAAACGACAUCAACGCGCACUUGAAGGUUGGUUUUGAAGAUGUCAUCGCGGAGCCCAUCUCCUCUCACAGCUUCGACCGAGUGUGGAUCGGAAGCCACGCCGCCUUUGAGCUGGUCAAAUUCAUCUUUUACCGCCUGCUGACCACGCUGCUGGCCGUGCCCAUGGCGUUCAUCCUCGGCGUGGUCUUCGGGGUGCUCAGCUGCAUCCACAUCUGGCUGGUGAUGCCGGUGAUCCAGUGCUUCUUGAUGCUCCUACCGUCAGUGCAGGUGGUGUGGAGGAGUCUGACAGACAUGUUCGUAACUCCGCUCUUCCACAGCAUGGGAAAGGUCCUGUCCUCCAUUCAAGUGAAGACCACCGAGAACUGAAGCGGACGCCUCUCUGUCCCUGUGGGGAGACAAACGCAGGACAGAUUACAGUCAAAGAAAAAGGGUGAAUGAUGCUUUAGUGGAAUACAUGAGCUCUUUAUAAAGUAAAAUACAAAAUGCUGAAGAGUCCUGCACAAAGGGCUCAUAAUUAUCGAUUCACGCGACUAUACAAGAACACACUGGGUUUAGUGAUUUGAUGAUUUGCAUGGAAAAGACAAAGCCAGGCUAAAUUUGGUGAAAAAGUUACAUUUGUGUAGACAUCUAUGUAUGUUACAUAGAGUAAAUUAAUAUAUUUCAGUGCUUAGUUUGGACCUGAGACAAAUAGAAAUCACUCAUUAAAUGCUGUUAAAACAACAGUUAAAUCUGACUGAGAAAUGUUCACCUUUAAACCAAAUUUAUCCCAGUUUUAUGUUGUUUAACCUGCAAAUCAACAAAUUAAUUGACACACAUGAUCAUUUAUGAUUUAUUAGUCUCAUCACUAAAUAGUUUUGAUACUACAGUAUUUGGGAUUUUAUGAAAAGCUCAUGUGCGCCACAGAAAAUGGAGUUGUUUUGCAGAUUGUGACCAAAAAAAAAAAAAAUUCUUGUCAUUCCAUUUUACUUUGUGGCUGAGAGGAUCAGCUGGAGGAGUGUAAAGCUGUUGUCAAGGCAAACAUGCUGUUGACUUUGCUGAGAGAUGUAAUAUUUCUGCUUUUUUAUAUAUUGUAUAUAUUGCAAAUAAUUCAGCUGGAAUCAGAGUCGAUAUCUGGGAGAGCUUCAGACGCUAAGAUGCAGCUUGUUGCACAUUUUCAUGCUUACUGUAACUGCUGUGUUGAUUUCACGGUGCGUUGCCAAUAACAGUGGACAUUUGCUUUUAAGUGAACUGAAGUUAUACGCAGUAGAUUUGCUUUAACGUGUUACUGAACUAUGUCAAAAAAAACAGGACUGGAUAUCAUCCGAGAGGCUUUCUAAUUUAUUAUUUAUGCAGCAACCAACUCUUGGUUGGCGAACACUUGACAUUUGCAGCAUCUGACCUAAGAGGACUUCACUAAAAACAGCGUGUCGAAGGCGAAGCACAUUUCCUACUGUGUUAGGACGACGCCGCAGUUGAGCUGAGACUCCGGUACAUGCGUAUUUAAUCUAGAGGCGCUUAGUGUUUGUUACAGCACUGCUAAUCUGCAGACUGCAUUUUGUCUGCACUGUUUGUUUGCAGUGGAAUUGAUAAAGUUGAGUUUUAGGUACAAGCAUGCACAAUCUAAAAUUUAGAAAUCAAUGUGAUGCACAAUUUUAUGGGCUCUGGUAAAUGAGAGCAAACAGCUGACCGUUUCACAUCCAGCAGACACGGAGCAACGUUUUUACACCUGAGAAAAACAUCUGGCUGUUUACAGCAGUAUUAAAAGCUAGUUGCUAACUACGACUGCAGUUUUGCAAACAGCAGUUGUUGCUAAAAAAUAUAUUGAUUAGUGAAGCACUACUGGUUAAAGGCUAUAAACAAACUGUCAUUGUAAAGUGCUCCUCCAACAUUAGGUGGACAAAUCGAAUUAAUUUCAUGAAGUAAAGAUUAAAUGAUCACUGUGCUAAAAUACAAAUUAUCAAUCUUAUAAACCUGUUGAAAGUGGGAUUAUUCGACAGCUCCACCUUUUUAACUCAACAUUGCACUGCCAGCUAGAAAGCUAACCCGGUGAGCGUCUGAACCAGAGCUCGCCACAGGUUUGGCCUCAGACAACGAUGCUGUAUGACGUGAUGUGUUGUUGCCAGCUGACAGCUGAAGGCCGGCGGCCCUCUCAGAGCUUCUUUUAUUCCUUUCACUGAUGUUAGACUGCUGACGAGCUGCCACGCUUGUGUUUAGUUUUUCAACUCAGUUCAAGGUAGGGUUGUGCAAUAGUGGAAGACACAGGUGUGUGGCUGAAGCGCUUUCUCUCUGCAGAAAUACAGCGUGCAGCACUAACCGACCCCAGCUCAGCCCAGCUAAUCUUCAAACGUUACACAUCCUCACUUCACAUGCAUCCGCUAAUAAAAAAAAUACUACUUUUAUCAUCUAUCAUCUCUUACUGUUCCUGAACUUUCGAGUUCUUUGUGACCAAAAUAAAGACAUUUUUUUUCCUCCA
Messenger RNA from Chelmon rostratus (copperband butterflyfish), 2685 nucleotides. It is a transcript of the gene cav2, whose product is annotated as caveolin 2. The record is from RefSeq and is a predicted model, not a curated record. Lineage: Eukaryota; Metazoa; Chordata; Actinopteri; Chaetodontiformes; Chaetodontidae. Gene Ontology annotation, molecular function: protein kinase binding; molecular adaptor activity. Gene Ontology annotation, cellular component: Golgi apparatus; caveola; cytoplasmic vesicle. Gene Ontology annotation, biological process: caveola assembly; positive regulation of MAPK cascade; insulin receptor signaling pathway. The transcript is spliced from 3 exons. Bases 111 to 599 code for a protein of 162 amino acids.